Molecule: messenger RNA, 4809 nt
Organism: Symbiodinium sp. CCMP2456
Lineage: Eukaryota; Dinophyceae; Suessiales; Symbiodiniaceae
Source: the annotation of a GenBank genome assembly
AUGGUGUGGGCAUCACGAUGUGCACAGUGGAUCCAUCGCUGCCAGCCCGUCAGGAGACUGCCGGGUACGUUGAUGGAGCGCAGAUGCCUUCAGGAAGCUUUCCGAAUCACACCCAAAGAGGCAUGGCCAUCUACCACGGCACGGAGGGCUUUCAGCGCCACACCCGGGCCACAAGACAUAGGCCCAACCUCUGGGCAACCAGGGCCACCUCCUGUGCACCCGUUCUUCAUGGAAGCUCUCAGAGGCAUGGGCCAGGUGGUCUUCUGCCACCCGACGCAGAAGAGCGCGGUCUCCGGCGGCUUCCUCGCAGCUCGGAAGGGCUACGAGAGCGGGAGAAUAGAGAGGCCUUCUGCACGCCUUCCUCUUACCUGGCUGAAGCUAAGCAGCCCCUCGCGUCGGCUGGUGCAUGUCCAGCCGCUGAGGUUGGGCGUCCUGGCACUCGCAGGAGUCACCUCUGCCACCCUCACAGCACGUGCUGCCUCACUGGACCCCCAGGCGAUUUCUGAUGGCCUGAUGGGAUACAACGGCGCACUAGUCGGCUGCGCGCUCUCCGUCUUCCAGCCCGGUGUUCCCCUGUGGACUGCGCUUGCCGCAACUAUCGGGUGCACGCCUCAGCUCGCCACCUCCUUGGCGAUGGCGGCGCUCACGGCCGCAGGGGCUGCAGCAACGGUGCCGCUCGCAGCGAAGCUUGGCCCGUUGCUUGCCCCGGUACCCCAGUACACCAUUGCCUUCAAUGCAGUCGUCUUGGCGGUUGGGUGCUCAGUGUUCCGCCUGCCUCUGACCAUGCAGUUCCGACUGCCUGGCUUCGUGAUUUUCUGCUAUAGCCCGGCAGCUGCUGCAGUCACUUUCGCCGGAUCUUUCCUGGGCAGCCUCACGGCAGUGCUGUUGCGGCAGGAUGUCGAUGAGGUGAUGGACGGGCUCUGGGGCUACAACUCCGCUUUGUCCGCCCUGGCCGUGUCGAUCUUUUUCGUGCCACUAGGCGUCCCUUUUGGCCUGCUUGCUUGCGGAGGUGCAAUGGCAUCCACCCUGGCUACGAUUGGCUUCAAGGAAGCACUCGGAAGUGCUAAUCUGCCUCCAAUGACAGAGCAUUGCAAUGCUGCUUGUCUUGCUGAAUUUGAGGCUCUUUCAGAGGCCAAGGGCUUUGAGGAGGUGUGCAGCCAGGGAACCGGGGCCUCCGUGCGAGUGGAGGGCGAGGCCGACGAUUCUGCGGUUGGAAAGCUUCGACGCUUGAUUCGGGCUCGACUUCUGGACGAGGUUGUCGAGUCGCCUGCCAAAGGAAGCAUAGCAUUGAGUUUCUCCGAGAAAUUGCACACCUGCGGCCUAGGCUCUUGCUCAUGCGUGAUUUGUUGCUGGGCCAUGGCGCGGGCCGCCCUCGCUGGCCUAGCCACAGGGGUCCUUGCGGACCACCUGCGGCGUCAUUGGGUUUCUGGGACCGCCAGGUAUACCCGGUGCGAAGCGAGCGACAAGCGCUUUGAGCUGGUGUCAAAGGAGAAAUACCUGGAAUCGAAGCGGGCAGCAUCGACGACAUACUUCCAGGUGCCGGGAGGCAUGAGAUGCUGCGACCUGAAGAUCGGAUCCGGGGAGGAGGUCGCCGAGAAGGGCUGGCUCGUUUGCAUUCACUUCGAAGGAAAGUGGCUCAACGGCAAGGUGAUAGAGUCCUCCUACAAUGCCGGGCCGAGUCCACUAUGCAUUGAGGCCGGGAACUCACCCGAAUUUCCGGCACUCGGCGAAGGGGUGCUGGGCAUGCGCUCAGGAGGGCGACGGGAGCUCAUCAUCCCGCCCAGCAUGAACCGUGCCGGUGUGGAGGAGGUGAUGAUUUACAUAGUCGAAGUGGCGAGUGUUGCGCAGCCAACCUCUGAUGGAACUGUGCAUCAGCACGAGAGACCACCGCAGCAUGCGAACGAGGACAUGUUCUCCAGCGUACCCUGCCCGCAAGACGGGCAUACCCCCAUUAUCACCACGGCAGAUUGCGAGGGAGCUGGUGAGAUGUUCCGCAUCAGUGCUGAGAAGGGAGAGGAGGCGGUUGAAAGCAAGGCGGCAGCGGACGGGGCGGAGUUCUUUGGUCGAGCAGCAUAUCUUACGGUCAGCGGGCAGUUGGCGGUGGAAAACUUCUGCUGCGGGCUGGGUGAUGUUUACACCUUUGGCCCUACUUUCCGCGCUGAGAAUUCCAGCACUACUAGGCAUCUGGCCGAGUUCUGGAUGAUCGAGCCAGAGCUUGCCUUCGCCAACUUGGAGGACGACAUGGACUGCGCGGAAGCUUUCAUCAGGUUCUGUGUGUCCAAUGUCCUGGAGUCUUGCAAGUCUGAUGUCGACUUUUUCAACCUGCGGGUAGACAAGGAGAUCCAGGAGAGGCUGGAGCUGAUUGCUUCCAAGCCCUUUGCCCGCAUGAGCUACACGGAGGCAGUGGAGGUCUUGCAAAAGCACAUCAAAGCCGGGGACGUGAAGUUCGAGUUUGAAGUCGAAUGGGGAAAGGAGCUUCAAACAGAACACGAGAAGUUCCUCACCGACGUGGUGUGCAAAGGUCCCUGCAUCGUCUACAACUACCCCAAGGACUGCAAGGCUUUCUACAUGAGACUCAACGAGGACGGCAAGACGGUGGCUGCCAUGGACCUUCUGUGCCCAGGAAUUGGAGAGCUCGUAGGAGGUUCACAGCGUGAGGAGCGGAUUGAAGUCCUUGACGAUCGAAUCGCCGAGUGGAAGCCCAAGUCCGGCCAAGUGGACAUCCGGCCCUGGUGCGAGCCGCUGGUUGUCUUGCUGUGCCUGAAUGUGUUUCGCGGAGUGACUGCUGGACUUUCCGACAGCUGCGAAGGGCGCUGCGACGUACUCCAGCCUGGUGCCAACUGCCAAUGCAUCAGCUGGUGCCGGCAGAUGGGUGAUUGUUGUCCGGACUACGACAGCUGCCACGAUGCAAGAGCAAGUGCUCUGGAGACCACCGUCCAGUGGCCAAGCCGAGAACGCGAGGAAACCACACCCUCAACAUGGGCACCAGCUACAACAUGGGCACCAGCCACAACGCAGGCACCGGCCACAACAUGGGCACCAGCUACAACAACUGAAGAGGAAACCUUUCUGCAUUACAUGCCUGACACCACGGUGACGACCCUCACCAUCACUUCCACUUUGCCGCCGACAACGACGCCGACUACACUCACAAGCACCACAAUUACAACCAUCACCUCCACUUCCGUUACGACUGUUACGACUACGACAGUGACGACAACCACAGUUACAGUUUCUUCAGUCACAGAGACGACCACGGCCACCAGAACUACAGUGACGGCAACGCGCACCGCGACGAGCACAAGCAUCACCACGACCACUGUGACGACGCUGACCACGACUAUGACCGCGACGUCGACAUCACACACCCGCUCAGCUACUGCCACAUCAACAUCAGAGACCCGCUCAGUGACCGUAACGUCGACAUCGGAAACUGGCUCAGUGACCGCAACGUCGACAACGUACACCGGCUCAGUGACCGUAACAUCGACAUCAACAGCAACCACAUCUACGACUACGGUAUCGACGACGACUUCAUCAACAACUUUAUCUACGACGACAUUGUCAACCACGACAUUUUCAACUACGACAUUUUCAACUACGACGUUGUCAACGACUAAAGUGGCAUCUUCGAUCGGAGCCGGAGCAACUACGGCCAAAACAGUGAAGCCUGCGGCGAAGCCAUCCUCGCAGGUGGCGUCAUUCGCCAACCUUUUGGUCAGUGAGGAGAACUGCCAGAUGGGUCUUGAGGAAACCAAGGUGGAGGUGGAGGUUGGUGGGACCACUCGAAGUGCGCUGUUAUCCCUUCCUUCGGCCGUGUUUGCCGGGAAGCUCCCACUAUGGCUGGUCUUUCAUGGGACCGACGGCCAGGCUACGGACUUUCUGCGUUACUCAGGCCUGGAUGACUUCUCCCGGGCAAAUCAUAUCGCCCUCGUGGUCCCGCAGGCUCUGCCGAACUCCGACUUCUAUGGGCAGUCGCAGUUCAAUGUUGGUCUGCACAGUCAGCGGGAGGAUCGACAGGGGGUCCACGACGUGGAGUUGACCCGAGCUCUGUUGGAACAGGUCAUGCGGCUGCCAUGCAUUGAUGUUCAGCGCAUCCACUGUACUGGCUACUCCAACGGAGCCCGUUUCUGCAUACGGCUGGCAUCGGAACUGCCGGGUCUCAUUGCUUCAGUUGCGCCCAUAUCAGGACUCCGGUACCCGAGCCCGAACAAUGCAAGCAGAGCCAUUCCCAUUCUAGCCUUUCAUGGGGAUGCCGAUCCAGUCAAUCCCUGGGGAGGGCACGGCCUGGGCUAUUGGCAUUCCUCGGUUCCUGCAUCCCUGCAGAGAUGGGCCAGGUUCAAUCGCUGCAGUCUUGCAGACUGGCCUCCAAGCUUCAGAGAGCAUCAAGGUUUCGCCGUGGCUUCGUACGAGGGCUGCCAGGACGAUGCGACUGUUAAGCUUAUCAGACUGCAUGGAGCUGGCCACCAGUGGCCAAGCGCCGCCUUUGAGAUCCCUAACCUGGGCAAGGUGGCAAGGAUUGAUGCGAACCGCCUCAUCUGUGACUUCUUCGACAAGCACCGGCUGCCCGACGAAUGGAGCAUCUUGCAGCUGAAAAUGCAGGCCGCAGGAGCUGUGUCCGUCGAGCAGAGCAGCCCCAGGUUUGGAGCUCUGCUGUGGGCCGGCAUUGCAGCCCUGGGCCCAUUGCUGCUCUGGACCUUGAUGGCUCGGCGCCGCUCCGAAUGCUGCCGUGACACUCCCCGCAGCGAGCUGGGUCCGCUGCUUCUCGCGGACGUCGGGUCGCCAAGUCAUGCUGCGCUGCUGCCGUGA